GUUGAAGAUAAUGAAAUUACACUGGAUAUUAUUAAGAAUGAUCUUGUGCAAUACUUUUGCAAUAAAAAGCGUGCAAUGCCAAAAGAGCAAAAGAAUUAUAUUAUAUAUAGUGGUUCGACUGAUGCUGCAUUGGAAGAAAUUCUUCAGAUUUAUUCAAUACAGGGUAAUGAUAUUUUCUACCUAUAUGAACGUGGAGCUACAGAAAGAAACCCAUUUCGGCCUGCUGAAAUGCCUACACGAAGGAUUUUAAAUAUCAGUACUCCUAAAAUUCAUAGUGCAAAGCCCCGAAAAUCGACCGAAUCAUCAGCUGCAUUUGAAUUAGACCAAACCUCAUUAGGUAAUCUGGAAGAGCAAUCAAAUUUAUUGUCUCCGUCAAUUCAAAAACGAAGAACAGUUGCGAUUCGUAAUCGCAAACGUAGUGUUUCAAGAAGACAG
Racocetra persica is the source of this 435-nucleotide messenger RNA. Lineage: Eukaryota; Fungi; Glomeromycota; Glomeromycetes; Diversisporales; Gigasporaceae. The record is from the annotation of a GenBank genome assembly.